AGGGGGCAUUCGUCCUUAUUUUAAGGUUCAUGCUACUUAUUACUUGCUUUGGAUCUCUGGUUGAAAAAAAAAGAGUCUAUUUGAUGCUGUGGUAUUCUGAAAUGAAAUGUUGCUUCAUACUUCAUUAUUUGAGUACUAGGUGCACGUGUGAAGAAUAAUUUUGAUAUCAUUGGAAUAUAUAUUCAGGACGUUCUGGAUCAAGCUGUUGAAAUAAGUUCAAUGGAUCUGAAGUGUUUGCAAAGAUUAGCAUUGUGCAGAUUUGCAUAUUGGAUAUAGUAUUGGUGUUGCAUCAUGAAAGACUGAAGGUUUGAACUCUCCAUCCAAAUAGUAGCAGAGAAUAUUUUGGGGGGGUUUGAGUGUAACAAUUUAUAGGAAAACUUGUAUUUAUUUUUUUUCCUUUCUCAUCAACAUUGCAAUGAAUUGGUAUUAAUCCUGAAUAUGGACUGUGGCAUAGAUCUGUGACACUAUUUUUACAAUAAAGAUACAGAAAUGAAGAAAUUAAUCAGAAUGUAUAACUAUAUACAUUUUUGGCUGUUUCCUUUAAUUCUAAUUUGCCUGGGGCUUACUCAAAAUGUUCUGUCAUGUCCUCACCCAUGUGCUUGUUAUGUGAAAACGGAAGUCCAUUGCACCUUCCGAUCGCUAGCGACAGUACCAGGAAGAAUACCUAAACAUGUGGAAAGAAUCAAUUUGGGGUUCAACAGUAUUCAGUCCAUAGCUGAAAACUCAUUUGUAGGACUCUCAAAACUUGAAAUGCUACUGAUUCAUAGCAAUGAUGUCCACAAUGUUCCUAAUGGCGCUUUUAAAGAUCUUGUUUCAUUGCAGGUCUUCAAAAUGAGCUACAACAAACUGAACGUGGUCAGCAGCCAUACUUUUCACGGCCUUUCUAGUCUAACAAGGUUACAUGUUGACCACAAUAAAAUUGAAUUUAUUCACCCUAAUGCCUUUAAUGGUCUAGCUUCUUUACGACUUCUUCAUUUGGAAGGAAACUUAAUUCAACAGCUCCAUGCCAAUACAUUUUGUACUUUCAAUUUUUUAGAUCUUUUCAGACAGUCAACAUUAAAACACCUUUAUUUAUCAGAGAAUAACAUUAAAACUCUUCCCGCUGCCAUGAUGAAAACAAUGCCAUUGUUGGAAAGUCUUUAUCUCCAUGGGAACCCUUGGGAAUGUGAUUGUCGCUUAAAUUGGUUUCCUGAAUGGAACGAGAAAUUUAAUGGUGUAUUAAAAUGUAAGAAAGACCGGGCAUAUGAAAACGGACAACUUUGUGCAUUGUGCGUUUUUCCAAAACAAUUACAAAAUCAGGAAAUUCAGAGUAUAAAGGAUUUUACCUGCUCUAGUCCUAUUAUUUAUUCAUCUCUGAAAGCAAACAGCAGUGAUGUCAACACUGAAGAGAAAGACAAAGAGCUUGCUCAGUCAUAUGAAUCUGUUGUGGGAAAAAUCAUACUAAAUAUGACUGAUGAGCAUGGGAACAAAGUGAAUUUGGAUUGUGAAAUGAAAAAAACAAAUGACUUUAGCAAAAUCCAUUGGAGUCAACCUCAUCCAGAAGAAAUUGAUAUUAAUGCCACAUUUGCUCUUGAUUUAGAAUGUCCAAUGAAUAGAGAGAACUAUGAAAAAUUAUGGAAGCUUAUAGCAUAUUAUAGUGAAGUGCCAGCUAAAUUGGAAAAAGAACUUAUUUUCAGCACAGAUCCAAAAGUGACUUACAGGUAUAGACAGAACAUGGAUCAUGAUUCAUAUUAUUAUACUGGUGUUAAAGCGCUGAUAAUUGCUGACCCAUCAUGGGUAAUGCAGUCAUUUAUCAGCCUCCAGCUGAACAGAAAGAAGAGCACGGCUAGGAAAGUAACUCUAUCUUUCAGCACACAAUAUUCACAGUCUGUUCAUACCAAAGAAAUUCGGUAUCCAAGAAAUAAUUGGGUAAUGAUAGACAAAAAUGAAAAAACAAAGACAUCAAUUAGUGUUGUUAAAGGGGAAGUUUGUCAAUUGAUAUGCAAUGUAAAGUCUUCUGAAACUCCUUCUAUAGAGUGGAGUCUACCAGAUGGAACAAAGUUAAAAGCACCAUAUAGUAGCCUGGAUGGCAGGUUUUCAAUAUCAACAAAUGGUCAUUUAGUUAUUAAAAUGGUAGACAUCACUGAUUCUGGAGAGUAUCACUGCAUAGCUCAAGUAAAACAUGAAACUGAUAUACUGGUGUUUAGAGUUGAAGUACAACCACCUGUAAGUGAAGUAUCUCAAACAAAUAUGAAGGUUAUUUCUAAAAGUGUUGGCGAACCCAUAACUUUGGAUUGUAAUGUAUUUGCAAAUCCUGAUGCAGAUGUACACUGGAUUUUACCUAACAACAAUGUUAUUGACUCAUAUGCAAAUAAAACGAGUGCUUAUUUUUUAAAUAAUGGUUCGUUAAAGGUUUUGGACAGUAAACUUACUGAUGGUGGUAUCUACAGAUGCAUAGCUAUCAACCAAUACGGUACAGACCUUUAUAGUUUGCAAGUGGCUAUACACAGAAAAGGUUCAGAUCAGGUGUCACAACCAUCAAAAAUUAAAAAGCGACCAGUUAUAGUGUUAUCAGCAAGACCAAAGCACAAUGUGAUAGAUGAUGAUGGUGGAUCUGGUGAAAAAAAUACACAAGAAGAAGCAGAUAUAUAUAGUACUAAGGAAAAAGCAAGACUUAGCAAAAAUAAAAGUUCUCAUAUUUAUAGAAAUAAUGGCAAACAAGCCAGAAAAGAGAGAAGGAAAAUGAAAACACAGAAAAAUGUUGAAAUUAUUAAAGGAAGCAAUAUUGCAGAAGGUCGAAGGAAAUUUGAAUCUAGAAGGAGAAUUAAUAUGGGCAACAAUAAAAUUGAUCCAAAACAAUGGGCUAACAUUUUAGCAAAGGUCAGAGGGAAAAAUAUUCAAAAAACUACUGAUUCUUCUCCAUUGAUGACAACAAAAGCAACCACUAAACCCACAUUAAAAAAGAAAACCCCGCCUUCUAUUGCUAGACCACCACUUGACCCAUCAAAAGAAUCAGAAAUUAUUGAGGAAGAAGCAUCAGCAGAUGGGUCUCACAUUAAUGAAGAUGAAUUAUUAAUUGUUACCUAUUCGCCACAAAUAACUGUAACACAUAAUUCCCAGGAUGUACCAUCAUUACCUAAAACUGAAGAGAAAAUAAGUGAUGAUGCACUUGAAAAAAACAAUGAAGAAUCAUUCACUAUACAAUCGCCUGGACCAUUGUUAUCAUUAGGUACAUCAAAUCCUAAAAUUUCUACUCUUGACGAAGAUGUUUCUGUUUAUUCAGCCAAAGAAGAGGAAAUUGAAAGCUCAUCAACUGAGUUGGAAGAUAAAGGUAUGAUGGAAUCUAUAAUCAACACUGUUAACACAGAUAGAGCAUAUCAAACUUCAGUGCCUAUCACAAAAGGUCAGUACUUUGUGGAUUAUUCUACAAUUAAAGUGAACAAAAUCAUUCCUGCAGUCAAUACAAUGGAUAUGGUUGAUUUAAAUGAAGUGGAAAGUUAUUCAACUGAAAUGGCUACAGUUCACAUUGAUGAAACAACCCAAUAUUCUGCAGUAAAAACUGUUACAAAAUCUCCAUCACCAUAUGAUUUUAUACAGUCAAGUAUUGCAGAAAAUAUUGAGAAUCAAUUCAUGCAACACUCAACAGGCACAAACUACAAAACCACUUUACAAAGUAAUGCCUUCUUUACAUGGGCAGAUCAUGCAUUUAUGCCUUCUACAACAACCAGAGAGUAUGGAACUACCACUACUAUAAAAAACUAUGAACAAAACAUGCAUAACAGAAUGGAAAGUAUGAUACCCAAAGCAAAUGUUAUUCCCACACCAAUUGACACUCCACCUGUUAUUGAUCCAUCAGUCCCUACUACAAAUGUACCUAUUACAGAUGACAUGAAUCCUUCUAUUAAUGGUUUAGGUACAACAAAGUACAAAGAGGAGUAUGCUGAAAAAACAGAAUCUUUUAACAGUGAUAUUAAUGAAAAGAGCAUUGUUUCAUUUAAUAAUAUAAAUACUAAUAAGGGAUAUAGAAUUAACAAAGUCAGUGCAAUCACUUUUAAAGGCGUUACAACAAAACCUUAUGGUUUUUUUACAUCAGCAGAAAAUGCAAUGGUACCUACAACUGAUCCUCAUAAACUGACCAGUCUUAGUCCUAAACAGGAAAUAUCAACUUUUAUAAAUACCCAUAGAAAGUUUACCACUCCCUUAUAUCCAGCAAAAAACAACAAUCAGUAUCCAAGACGAAGACCAAAUGGAAGAAGAAGAAUUAGACCAAAUCGUUUUAGACAUCGCCAAAAUCAAGUUGUCCCUACUCUUCCUGGUACAAUACAAGCAAAUAUUGAAACUGUUAUUCAGAAACCUAAAGAAUCAGUCUCAGAAGGAAAGACACCCAUUAAGACACAUUUUUCACAAACCCAAUUCAGUGAUAGAAUAUUUUAUCCCACUACAAAUAAUGCUAUUUUUUCAACAACUACUUUAUCCCCUGUAACCAAAUUAACUACUAACCCUGCUAGAAUGUUGGCAUUGCCACCUACAAUAUCAACAACAGAAACUACAAAUAAAUAUAGCACUGGGCACACAACACAACUCUAUACAUUAAAGACUGCCAUGAAGAAUAAUGACAUAACAAUAUAUAAUGUACAAACAACUGAACCUCAGGAUAAAACAUUUUUUGAGAAGGGAGAACCUGCUGCAAGUACCACUAUUGAUGAAAAUAAGUUGACUCCUGGAAAGAAAAUUACACUUCCCUCUUGGGACAUAUAUACAGAAUAUGGUACCAGGCAUCAGCAAGAGAGUACAGAUAGAUUACAUUCAGAAACAGAACAAACAGACAAUACAGAACAAGCAGCUGUAACUGAGAAAAUAGUAUCUCUAACUGAUCCUAUGAGCACAACCAAUAGCAUUCUUAAAGAUGUCAGCUACACACAGAAUAUUUUACCAGCAAUAACUACAACAAAACAACCAGCCAUAACUACUGUUCCGUGGCACCACACAAGAGAAACCACUACCAUAGCUAACAGUAAAAGAAAUAUGCUUUAUGAAGCAACAGAAAUUGAUGAUAUGGAGACUACCUCUUUAGAAAAUAAAAAUACAUUGUUUGUUUAUGAAGGAAAGAAAGAAGGCACAACAAGGCUGAUUGAAUAUAUGAAAAGAAAUGACCCUGUAAGAAUUAUGCCAGAAACUACAGUCACAAAGAAAAGUAUAACAACACCAGUAGAAUAUACAGUUAGGCCUAAGCCUGUUAAACCUAUUCCAGUUGCACCUGUAACAAAGAAAAGUACUACAAAUCUAGUUGAGUAUACAAUAAGGCCUCAAACAAAUAAACCAAUUCUAGUAAUUCCAGUGACAAAGAAAAGUACAACACAUUUAGUUGAUUAUACAAUAAGUCCUCAAACCGCUAAACCAAAACCAGAAACUUUAGUGACAAAGAAAAGUAUUACAAAUUUCGCUGAGUAUACAAUAAGGCCAGAACCUGCUAAACCUAUACCAGUAGCUCCUGUAGUAAAGGAAAGUUCUACAAAUGAAUACACAAUAAAGCAAUUACCUGCUAAAGCUAUGCCGCUAACAACACCUUUUUAUUCAACCACUACAGGCACACAGAGUUUCUUAUUCCACACUACUAAAGGGCUAAAAGAACAAGUUGAAUUAAUAAAUCAAGUGGAACCAACAAAAGCUUCAAGAUUCAUGCAAACAAGUAUUCCCUCUCCAAAACAAAAUGACCUGGAGCAUAUUUCUUUAAAUCAAAACGGAAUGUUUAUAAAGCAAAAACAAGAUAAUUUGAAGGACACAUUUUCUGCAAAAUCAAACAAUAGUCUCUAUUACAAUACAAGAUUUCGCCAUCAGCCUCGAUUAACACAGAACAAUCAACACCAUUCAGCUAUUCAACGUCAUUACAAUCCAUUUAGAGGUACCAUGAGAACACCUUAUUUUGGAUCACAUGGGCCCUUGCGCUAUUUUAUUACAAAUCCACCAAUUUCAAUGACAAAUAAACCAGAAAUUACAGCAUAUACAGCACAGAGUUUUCAAGAGAGAAAAACAAACACACCUCAGAUAUCCACAACUACUCCUACAACAACCACCACCACUACAGUAAUACCAUUAUUUAGACCAAAACCAAUUACUCCAAGCAGAUUUAAUCAACAGGGACAAAGAAUCCCAACUAGAUCAUUUGGAAACAAUUUGAUUACCGAAGGUAAACAUAUUCCGGCAAGAAUUCCUUAUCAAGGAAAUCCAUACUACAUGAAUCCAAGAAUUCAAUACCGGUUUAAUAGAACUAAAAACUAUUUUACAUUUACAUAUAAGCCAUUUAUUCCAACUCUUUUUGCUCCAUCUGGUAAUAAAGACAGUGCAAGAGAUUCCUUUUCAAAGACAACAACAUCAAGUGCUAUUAUAAGAGCUACAGACCCUCUUGUCCAUCUAUCAACAACAACUCUAGGGACAACUACAAAAAAUUCCUUUACAAAACAACCUAAUAUUACAACUCCUUCUUAUACCAUGCAAGCCCUUAUCCCUCCUCCAAGCACUUCCAUUCAAAACUGGAAUACUUAUCACCAUAAUCGCACACCACAAACUGGAACAAAUACACAAUAUUCCAAAGUGAGAAAUUCUAAUGUUCUUCAACCUCCCGAAAAUAUUAGACCUCAGAGCAGUAAGCCAAAGAUAACAACCACUGAUUUUCAAUCAUUAUCUGUCCCAUUUGAAAUGGAUGCUGUUUUUCCAUGUGAAGCUGUUGGUGAACCAAAGCCAGUCAUUACUUGGACAAAAAUUUCCACAGGUGCAGUCAUUUCAAAAAAUACAAGAAUGCAACGCUUUGAAGUCUUGGAGAAUGGCACGUUGCACAUCCAGAAUCUCCAGCUACAGGAUCGUGGACAAUAUCUGUGCGCAGCAGAAAACCAACUUGGUACUGAUAAGAUGCUUAUAACACUUACAGUUGUUGCCCAGCAACCUAAAAUAUUAGGCUCCCGUUAUAAAGAUGUUACAGUAUAUCUCGGGGACAUAGUUACAAUGGAUUGCAAUGCUAGUGGGGUUCCAUCUGCUCACAUUUCCUGGAUUCUUCCAGACAGAAAAAUAAUACGGACUGUUUCUGCUACAGAGGGACGAGUUAUGCUCUUCAAUAAUGGAACUUUGUCCAUCAAGGAUACAACCUUUACUGACAGAGGAAUAUUUAAGUGUGUUGCCAGCAAUGUAGCAGGAGCUGAUAGUUUGACUGUGAGAGUUCACAUAGCUGCAUUACCUCCUAUUAUUCAACAGGACAAAAUGGAAAACAUCUCCAUUCCUCAGAGCCAUAGCAUAUAUAUACAUUGUUCUGCCAAAGGAGCUCCAUUGCCCAGUAUACGCUGGGUACUACAUGAUGGCACACAAGUCCGCCCAUCACAACUUGCAAAUGGGAAUGUAUUUGUUUUUCCAAAUGGAACACUUUAUAUUCGUAAUAUUUCACCAAAAGAUAAUGGAAAAUAUGAGUGCAUCACAGUUAAUAUUGUGGGCACUGCUAGGAGAACAGUCAUACUUGAUGUCAAAAAGUAUUCAUCUAAUGCCAAAAUUACUGCAAGCUCGCCUCAGAAAACAGAUGUAAGUUAUGGCAGUACCCUGCGCUUAGACUGCUCUGCAGCUGGUGAUCCAUGGCCAAGAAUACUGUGGAGACUUCCUUCUAAACGCUUGGUGGAUUCAUUCUUCAGUUUUGAUGCCAGAAUCAAGACCUUUGCAAAUGGCACAUUGAUUAUCUAUUCUGUUACCGAAAAAGAUGCAGGAGACUAUUUAUGUAUGGCACGGAAUAAAAUUGGAGAUGAUUAUGUGGUGCUUAAAGUGAAUGUAAUGAUGAAACCAGCAAAAAUACAGUACAAAAAUGAAGUUGACCACAAGGUUAUAUAUGGUGGAGAUCUAAAAGUAGAUUGUAUAGCUACUGGAGUUCCAAACCCAGAAAUAUCAUGGAGUCUUCCUGAUGGAAGUAUGGUCAAUAAUGUUAUGCAGUCAGAUGAUAGUGGCACACGGACAAGAAGAUAUCUUGUUUUCAAUAAUGGAACUUUGUACUUCAAUGAAGUAGGAAUGAAAGAAGAAGGUGACUACACAUGUUAUGCAAUAAAUCAAAUUGGACAAGAUGAAAUGCGAGUCAGCGUGAAAGUGGUAGCAGAAAAGGCAAUAAUUAAAAAUAAGACAUAUUCUACUGUUAAUGUACCAUAUGGAGAUGUUGUCACAGUCCCAUGUGAAGCCAAAGGAGAGCCUGUUCCCAAAAUCACCUGGCUCUCUCCUGCAAAUAGGCCUAUACCUGCAUUAUCAGACAAGUAUCAAGUUUACAAAGAUGGGACUCUUCUUAUACAAAAGGCACAGCGAUCUGAUAGUGGAAACUACACAUGCUUAGCACAAAAUAAUGCUGGUGAAGACAAAAAGAUUGUCCAUAUACAAGUAAAUAUCCUACCACCUAAAAUCAAUGGAUAUUCUAAUAAAAUAGUCACUAUUAAAGAGAAUGCAAUGAAAGAUUCACACAUACAGAUUGACUGUAAAGCUGAAGGUAUACCUUCACCACGUGUUAUGUGGGUAUUUCCAGAAGGAGUCAUUCUUCCUGCACCUUACUAUGGUAACAGGAUUACUGUACAUCGCAAUGGUACCCUUGAGAUAAAAGUUUUAAGAAAAUCCGAUUCAGUACAGUUGGUGUGCAUUGGACGUAAUGAAGGUGGAGAAGCUAGGUUAAUUGUACAGCUGACAGUUUCUGAACCAGCAGUGAAGCCUGUAUUUCAUACAGAAAAUGAAAAUAUUGUUGUGGCUGAGGGCCAAGUGGUAAAUCUUAAUUGUUCUCCUGAGGGAAUACCUGAACCUAUGAAAAUAUGGAUUCUUCCAAAUGGAACAGAACUUCAAAGUGGCAAUCAUCUUCAUAGAUUUUACCAUAAACAGGAUGGCAUUUUGUAUAUUGGUACUGCAAGUAUAGCAGAUGCUGGAACAUAUCGUUGCAGAGCUACAAAUAUAGCUGGAUUUGCUGACAAGCUGGUCAAUUUGCAGAUUGGUCAUAAACCACAAAUGAAUAAUCGUUACAAUAACUUGGUGAGCAUAAUUAAUGGUGAGACUUUACAGCUUCACUGCACUACACAUGGAACUACACAUCCACAUAUCACUUGGACCUUACCUAGUGGUGUUGUUCUUGAUGGUCCCCAAUCUAAGGGACGUUUUUCUCUCUUGCAAAAUGGGACACUUGUAGUCCGGGAGACAUCUGUUUAUGACAGGGGAUCAUAUGUAUGCAAAGCAACAACUCAAUAUGGUUCUUCAACAAUGAACGUUCCUGUAAUCAUUAUAGCAUACCCCCCACGUAUAACCACUAGUCCAGCACCUGUUAUUUAUGCAAGACUUGGAAGUUCCAUUCAGUUAAACUGCAUGUCAAUUGGAAUACCUAAAGCUGAAAUAACAUGGGAACUACCAGAUAAAUCCCAUUUAACCGCUGGAGCUCAAUCUCGCUUAUAUGGAAACAAAUUUCUACAUCCUCAGGGGACAUUGGUCAUUCAGCAGCCAUCACAACGGGAUGUAGGAUACUACAAAUGCACAGCUAAAAACAUUCUUGGGAGUGACACAAAAACUACAUAUUUACAUAUAUAUUAAAUGCUUUAAUGCAGGUAAAAUGCCCAAGACUGCUACAGGAGUGCAAAGUAUACUGUGUCCUUAUUUGUAAAUUAACUUUUAUUUAAAUAAUUCUGUUGCUCAAAACCAUCAACUCCAAUAACGAGGUAUAUCUCCAAGAAUUACCUAAAAAAACAUAUUUAUCUUUAUACCACAAGAAAACCCAAAAUAUAAGUAAUAAUUGUGUGAAAUAAUUAUUUGCAUUAUCUGUUAGAUUUAAUAAUAACUAAAUCACAAAGGGACACAUCAAAUCCCUAUAAUUCAUUUUAUUGGAGCUUUUAAAUCCCUAUAAUUCAUUUUAUUGGAGCUUUUAAAUAUGUAUACAUUCAUUAAGAACAACCAGAGGCAGCUGUAUUAAUUUGUAUACUGAGGAGAACCCAAUUCAUUUUAUCAUUCUCUAUUAUUUCUCUCAACCUAAUUUGUUUAUAUGUAUUAAAAAUGACUCUCUUUUUAAGUCUAUCAUACUAUCAAAACAAUAAUCUUAUGAAUCAUAAUCCCUAAUAUAAAGUAAUAAAAGCAAUACAUUCUUCUUGUGGGACACCUCAUGUACCUGGAACCUUAACAUUUAUUUAAAAAAUAGCUGACUUUUUUUCAGACACUCACAUCUCACAGGGGGUUAGGGUUUUAAAAUUUGUUAGUGAAGAUUGCGACUGAUAGAACUAGCCAGGUCUGAAGAUAAUCUUGGAGUCUUCAGUAAUAAAGGGCUAUUUAUUAGAUGAAACGUUAAGAGCUAGCAUUAUAAAUUUAUUUUUUCUAAUCAUAUUUUUCCCUCCUUUAAGAUGGACCCAUCUCUGUCAAUCAAUGGUGCAAAUUGCAUUUUGUUUAAUGACCAUCCUAUAUACAAGAACAAUCUUGAUUGUGCUUGAUACCUAAAAUGAAAAACACUCACUGGCAAUUACCUGAAGGCAAAGGGAAGAUUGAAGUAAUUAAAAAUAAAAUGUAUUGUUAUAGGGAUUAAUGUACAAGAGUUUGAUCUUGUAUAAAACUUUAGCUGAGAUUACUUUCAUUGAAGAGUCCUCUAGUACUAUAAUAAUUAUUUAGAGAGAGCUAUAAGUGUAAAAAAAUAAAAUGAUCUGCUUUGUUACAUCAUUCUAAUAGUUUUCAUCAUUAAAAUAGUUUUUUCAGUGUGUGCAUAACCUUUUCAAAUUAGUUAGCUACAUAAUCAAAGUUACUCACCCAAUGAACUCCUGGGUAUCCCUGGGCAGGACAUGGAUUGUGAUUGGUGAAUAUACAUAUAUAUAAAUAUAUAUAUACAACUGAUUGGCUGACUGACUGUGUUCUUCUCAAGAGCAGCAGUGAGGUGCACCUAAGCACAAAACUUAAACUAUGUGUUUAACCCCUGCAGAGUGAAAAAGAUUCAUUUUUAAAAUAAGUUAUCUAUUUAUACACAUUUAUAUAAUUUUAAUGUCAUGUAAAGCAUUCUUUAAUUGCAACAAGUCUGACAUGAUGUGACUGGAUUUUGUAAAUGAUAGAAAAUAAUUUAUAUAAUUAUUGAACUUCUUUUCCUUAGUUUAAAGAUUUUACAUCAAUAUAAUCAAAUUCUGCUUAAUUUGAUGGGUCUAAUGGAGGAGAUUGUGAAACUUUAAGUGAUCUGCAAUACAGGGGCCGAUUUAACAAGCUGUCAAUCGGCCCUAAUGCAGCUGUUUCCGCGUAAGCCUUCAGGCUUGCCGGAAACAGCAGUUAAGAAGCAGCGGUUUUUAGACCGCUGCUCCUUAACUCGUACACCUUCUCUGAGGCUACGGACAUCAAUCCGCCAAAUCGUAUAUGAUCAGGUUGAUUGACACCCCCUGCUAGUGGCCAAUCUGCAGGGGGCAGCAUUGCAUAAGCAGUUCACCUGUCGGCAUUCAGCAAUGUCUGUCGGACAUGAUCCGCUGAGCAGAUAAUGUCAGACAGACACUUGAUAAAUUGGCCCCACAGUAUGACAUUGGCUUUAAAUGCACCUUACUACCAAAAAAGUAUUAAUUAUACAAAUAUGGCUGCAAUAUUAUGGGCUAGAUUACGAGUGGAGUGCAAAAUUGUGCUUUCACAAGCAAGAUAUUUGCACUCCACUCAGUAAUACCAGCGCAUGCAAAUGUGCGCUGGUAUUACAAGUUAAGUAUACACACAUAUUAACACAUACAAAUAUAUGUUUAUACUGUAAGCAUUUACAUAUAUAUUUCAAGUAAAAACAUAGUCCCCAUAGACAACAAUGUAAAGACACUUUUCAGUGCCCCACAUCACCUCACUUUCACUCCAUAUAACUGCUUCGUGCAAUUAUUCUUUUAUUUUUUUUUAAAAAAGAUGCUCAUAUAUUUAAUUAACCAGAGGUCAGAGCUUAAUUACAUUUAGUGAAAAGUGUUACCGCGAGCUCGCUGUAUCAUUAACCAGCCAGUUGUAAUGGCUGGCUAUUUAACAUGUGCCUGAAAAUGGGCAAAUUUCCCCCUUUAUGGGCGCACGUUAAAAUAGCUCUCCUAUUGUAAUCUAGCCCUAUGUGUUUUAAAAUGCAGUUAUCAUCAUUGUUAACGCAUUCUAUUCUUGAAUAUCUGUCUCGAGCUAUUCUGUUGUUCGCAAAAUUAUACAUAGUGAUUUUUCAGUGUGUUUUAGUCAAGCCAUCUCAUUUCAACCGGGAUUUAACUAAGGAAAAAGUUGUUACUCUGCAAACAGAUAAAGAAUGUCAGUGCUUCCUGUACAUUUUUAUAUAUUACUAAUCUUACCAUGAGACAAAAAAUACUAGAUCUGUCUCAUUUUCAUAAAUUAUUGGUCUUUAAAAGACUUUUGCUGCAAACUGUGUUUUAUAUUAUGACGAUCAUUGUACUGUACAUUUUAUAUUAAAUAAUAUUUUCCAAACAA
Molecule: messenger RNA, 12402 nt
Organism: Bombina bombina (fire-bellied toad)
Lineage: Eukaryota; Metazoa; Chordata; Amphibia; Anura; Bombinatoridae
Gene: MXRA5
Product: matrix remodeling associated 5
Exons: 7
Coding region: 490-9555 (3021 amino acids)
Molecular function (GO): protein binding
Source: RefSeq, a predicted model, not a curated record